CUGUAUUGGAAUGAGAAGCAUUAUUCACAGUUUCAUGGUAUCAGAGCCGCAAUUCGGGACCAAGUCUUCUUCUCCAAUUUUCAUCUUAUUCUCUAGGUCUCUAGGUUUUUAGUCUCUUCUCCAAUUUUCAUCUUAUUCUCUAGGUCUCUAGGUCUUUGCCAACCUCUAGCUAUGGCUUCUUCAGAUUCAAAAACUUUUUCUUUAUCUGAUUCUCAACCUUCUACCCCAAUUCCUCUUUUUAAUGCUGUCCCACCCACCACACUCACUCCACCCACUUUUUCGUCCUUUCCCCAUUUUAAUACUCUACACACUCCAAGCCUUCCACCGACUUAUCAUGCCUCAUCCUCUUCCUUCUUUUCUCAUCUCGUGUUCACUGUUUCCAAUAUCAAAUCUUUUGUUCCAGAAACCUUAACCCAUGACAAUUAUAUUAUUUGGAAGGAGUUGAUGAUUCCUGUCUUCAAAAGCAAGGGGGUAUAUGGCCAUAUUGAUGGUACAGAUUUGUGUCCUCCACCUUCUCAUCCUAAUCAUGCCGCCUGGGUACAGAUUGAUUUCCAAAUUUUAUCUUGGAUUCAUGCCACUAUUUCCACAGAUAUAUUGCAGAUGAUUAUUCAACCGGGUAAGACUCUUUCUGCCAAGGAAGCUUGGGAUGCCAUUCACACUUCUUAUCAGAAUCAGUUGGCUGCCAGAAAAAUGUAUGUUAAGCAAGGGUUCGUUUCUCUCCAAAAACAAUCCGGCCAGUCUAUGUUCCAAUAUUUGCAAUCUGUCAAAAAGGCAACAGAUAACAUGUAUGGUGUUGGUGAGUGUUUGACUGACAGAGACAAAGUAUUUCUGGCUCUUGCAGGACUUGAUGCUGAAUAUAGUGUUGCCAAGAGAACUAUUCCGCACAGAUCUCCCUUUCCUUCAUUUGUGGAGCUUCAAUCUUUACUGCUUAUUGAAGAAUCAACACUGCAAAGGGAAAAAUCUACCAGUGCUUUCCCUUUUGUUAACUCCAGUGCACAACAGGUGUUGCAGACCUCGGUUCACUCCUCUGGUAUGGGCUAUCCAAUUCAUGAGGCAUAUUAUUCUGGAACUCAGUCCCGGCCUGAUUUCUAUGGCAUGAACCGAGGCCAUGGAAACUUUUAUAGAGGUGGCCGUGGUAACAAACGAGGUGGUCGAGGCGGUCGUCAUUUGUGUGGCUCCUUCUCAAAUUUUGAUCGUGGGUUCUAUCCUGGAGCACCCACUAAUCUAGGGCGUAGUUCCUCAUCUUUUCUCAAUACUGCUGGGAAUCCUUCCUCAUUGCAGCACUCAUCUUAUGGCCAUCAUUCCCCUCACUUCCGUGGCAGUAGCUUACCUCCAUUAUUGCCGAAUCCGUCCAUGGCAUCUCCACAUGUCACUGCUUGUCAACUUUGUGAUCAAUUGACUCACAAGGCUCGUGACUGCCCUCUGCUAAUUGGCACAAAUAUUGCCUCAAUGCCUUCUGCUCCGACGGUGCUCACAGCCACAACAUUCCCUACCGCUCCGGACAUCAAAUGGUAUAUUGACUCUGGUGCUGAUACCCAUGUCUCUAGUACCCCUGGUAAUCUCUCCCACUCCUCUCCUUACUCCGGUUCAGACCCCACACCUAUCGCACCCACCAGCCUUCUCCCGAUCUCUGCCUUCGUCGUUCCCAGUCCUGUGCCGUCACCUGCUGUCUCCUCGUCCCUUUUCCUGCAAGAUCUGCAUUCCCCAUCACCAUCCUGCGGUGCUGCGCCUAUUGCUUCCGCCCAAUCUGGGUCUGCGCCUGAUGCUUCUCUCUCCACUGCUUCAAUUGGUGAUUGCACUGGUUCUGAUGAUUGCUCUGUUUCGGCUCCUGCUGCUGCCCCGUCUUCUUCAGUUCCCUCUGCUUCUUCGGCUCAUGUUCCUCGGCGCACCCAUCAUAUGGUCACUCGUUCACAGGCCGGUGUUAGGAAGCCCAAGAUCUUGCCAUCUCUGCUUCAUACAUCUACUGAUUUGCAGGAACCCAAGACUUUUAAACAAGCUUGUAAUCUUCCAGAGUGGCAACGGGCUAUGCAAGAGGAAUUUUUGGCUCUACAGCGCAAUCACACUUGGGUUUUAGUUUCUCCUCCAUCCGGUGCUAAUAUUGUGGGAUCCAAAUGGGUAUAUCGUAUUAAACAGCGAGCUGAUGGCAGUAUUGAGCGUUAUAAGGCUCGCCUUGUCGCGCAAGGGUAUACACAGCAGCCUGGGAUUGAUUAUGAUGAAACUUUCAGUCCGGUGGUCAAGCCCGUUACCAUCCGCACCGUUCUUACACUUGCUAUUUCCAAGUCUUGGCCAAUUCAUCAACUUGAUGUCAAGAAUGCCUUUCUCAAUGGGUAUUUAUCUGAGCCUGUUUAUAUGUCUCAACCCCCUGGAUUUGUUGAUCCGCAGUAUCCAGAUCGUGUUUGCCUUCUCCAACGAGCUCUUUAUGGUUUGAAACAGGCUCCUCGUGCCUGGUUCCAGAGGUUUGCUGCUUUUCUUCAUUCCUGUGGCUUUGUUCAGGCAUAUUCUGAUUGCUCUAUGUUUUUAUAUCGCUCAAAUGGUAUGCUGGCAAUUAUGCUCUUGUAUGUUGAUGAUAUGAUUCUCACUGCUUCUACACCGUCCCUUUUGCAUCGGAUCAUCUCUUCAUUGAAGCAUGAAUUUUUUAUGACAGAUUUGGGUGUUAUUAAUUAUUUUUUGGGUAUUACAGCAUCUUUUAACCCUGAUGGUCUUUUUCUCUGUCAAACUAAGUAUAUAUUUGAUUUGUUGGCUCACACUGGAAUGUCUGAUUGUAAUGCUGCUGCUACUCCUCUGUCACCAAGGCAAAAAUUGGCUGCUUGUGAUAGUCCUUCUUAUUUGGAUUCCACUCAGUACCGUAGUAUAGUGGGUGCCUUACAAUACCUGACAUUUACUCGUCCUGAUAUUGCUUUUGCGGUUCAUCAAGUUUGCCAAUAUAUGCAUGCUCCGACUCACAAUCAUUUUCAGGCCGUAAAACGGAUACUUCGGUAUUUAAAGGGUACUGCUCAUUAUGGUCUCCAGUUAUUUAAGGAAUUCUCCCCUUCGUUGCAUAUUUAUACUGAUGCUGAUUGGGCUGGUUGUUUGGAAAGUCGGCGUUCUACUUCAGGCUACUGCUUGUUUUUUGGCAAAUCCCUCAUCUCUUGGUCUUCUAAAAAGCAGAAUACUGUUGCUCAAUCUAGCGCUGAGGCUGAGUAUCGUGCUAUGGCUAAUGCUGUUGCUGAGGUUGUUUGGGUUCAACAACUAUUGGCUGAGUUACAAGUAUUUCUCUCUUCUGCUCCUAUUGUUCUUUGUGAUAAUAUCAGUGCUCUCUAUUUGGCUCUCAAUCCUAUACAGCAUCAGCGAACCAAACAUAUAGAGAUUGAUAUUCAUUUUGUUCGGGAACGGGUUGCUUCUCGUGCCAUUCUUUUGCAGCAUGUCCCCUCCUCUUUACAAUGUGUUGAUAUUUUUACUAAAGCUUUAUCAUCCACUGCUUUCUGCUCUCAACGGUCCAAUUUGUGCGUGCUUCAUCAGCCCGCUCAAAUUGCGGGGGGAUGACAGUAUAAUAUUUGAGGGUAUUUAUGUAAUUGUGUAGUGUAAUGCUGUAUAUACAUAUAAAUAUGUAGCCCUAAU
Rubroshorea leprosula is the source of this 3597-nucleotide messenger RNA. Lineage: Eukaryota; Viridiplantae; Streptophyta; Magnoliopsida; Malvales; Dipterocarpaceae. The record is from the annotation of a GenBank genome assembly.